Molecule: messenger RNA, 4213 nt
Organism: Micropterus salmoides (largemouth bass)
Lineage: Eukaryota; Metazoa; Chordata; Actinopteri; Centrarchiformes; Centrarchidae
Product: zinc finger MYM-type protein 4-like
Exons: 24
Coding region: 24-3689 (1221 amino acids)
Molecular function (GO): zinc ion binding
Source: RefSeq, a predicted model, not a curated record
UUGAGACACCUCAGCUGUGCCCCAUGUGCCAGACGUCCCAUCAGAUGUCAGACAUGGUUGAAAAUGAAAACGACGAGGGCAGUUUGGACUUCUUCUGUAGUAACAGAUGUAUGGUGGUACACAAGGCUCAAUCGUUAACCGUUUCAGGAAGGAACUGCCCAUCAUCCAAAGAAAAUGAUGUUAAAGAAGUGAAGCCACCACUACCAAAUUUGGACUUUAUAAAAGAAGAGCCCAUUGAUGAGGAGUACAAUCAGAAUCUGUCAUCCUCCAUAUCCACAGAAAACAUCAAGGACGAGCCUAAUAGGGUGAAGGAGGAAUUGAAGAUUGGUUCAGUCUUUUCCUUGAAGGGAGACACACUCUCCCACUCGCCCACUCUCACCCACAUGGAUUUGCCUGCGUCUUGCUCCAGCUGCAAAAAGGUCCUGAUGGACGGAGAGACAGUUUAUCAGAGGAAGCUCCAUGCAGAUAUAUUCUGCUCCACCCCAUGCCUUUUGAAAUUUUACCAAAUUAAACAAGUUAGGAAGACCUGCCACUUCUGCCUUCAGGCAAUAACAAAGAAUGAGGACGUCCUUCCGGCCCCGGUGGAUACUGACGGCACAAUGAAGGAUUUCUGCAGCCAGACCUGCCUGUCCUCCUUCAACUACAAGAGAAUCAUGUCCACCAAAAUUCCCAUCGCACCAGUCGCGUCACAGUCACAAUGCAGCAUGUGCAGCAGAUAUUGCAUUAGCAAACAUGAAAUCAUACAGCAGGACGUCGUUCAUAAGAUCUGCAGUGAUCCCUGUUUUCUCCGCUUCUGCAACAUGAACAACCUGUCCGUCUGUGAGAACUGUCGCUCCAGCAGCAACAGACCCCUCAGUCUCAAGAUGGAAGAUGGCAGAAAGAAACUCUGCAAUGCAGAGUGUCUGGCUCAGUUCAAGCGGAAAAUCACAACACCACAGCCGUGUGCCAUGUGCUGCACUUCCCAUUUAAUGUCCGACAUGGUUGAAAACAAAAACGGUGACGGCACAGUGGAGCUCUUCUGUUCGAGCAGUUGUGUUAUGGCAUCCAAGAUCCAGGCUGUCAGUGCAUCAGGUAUUCCAUUGAAUUGUGACAACAACUGUGGUAAGACUACAUUACCAGCCUGCCACCUCGCCAUGUCAGAUGCGUCCAUCAGAAACUUUUGCACUCUCACCUGUGCCAUGGCGUUUAAGGAGUCCCAGAAAGACAUGAAGUCUGCCACUAGCCCAACAGGAGCCCCCGACCAAACCCAGUGUGAUUUCCUCAAACCACCAGGGAAACUGCCGUGCGCUCAGUGUCGACGCAUCAUAAAAGCUGCGCCCCAAGUCGUACAGAAAAAGGGCAAAAUGAAUUUUGUGUGUAGCCUGGCCUGUUCUCAAGAGUUUAAGAGGGUCAACAACAUCAUGGGCAAGUGUGAAUAUUGUAAGAAUGAAAGGAUCAUCACAGACGCCAAGAGGGUCGACGGCAAAGACUGCUACUUCUGCAGUGACGGCUGUAAGAUGCUCUUUCAACAUGAUCUGGAAAAGCAGUGGGGGGAACACUGUAGCUCGUGUGCCUACUGCCUCUCCAUCUCUCAGACGGUGGUGACGGCACAGUUUAAAGGCACUAAAGAGGAGUUCUGCUCUGAAGAGUGUAGCUCAAAUUACCAAAUGCUCUUCUGCCAUAUUGCCAAGUGUGACACCUGUGGUCACGAAGGGAAACUGAGGCAGAGUCUUCCCAUGCUGGGAGAGGUCAAACACUUCUGUGACCUGAAAUGUCUCCUACAUUUCUGCAACAAAAAGGUCCAGAUGGUCAACGCUGUCUCUUCACCUCCUGGAUCUGCAGGCGCAACAGAGUCCUCCCCGGUCAUCGCUAACGUUAUCUCACUUGCUGGUGCUUUGGCCAGGCAGCCCAGUGCCUCUGCCAGCUCUGCACAGCAUGUUUCUCUCCCAGACAUUCAAACAAAGGUUGUUGGACAUGCCAGUAUUCAAACAGUGCCCAAGGAACUGAAGAACAAGUCCAUGCUUUGCACACCGCUGGUUCACAACAAAGGAGUCUCCUGUACAACACAGACUGUCGACACAGAAGCACAGACAGACAACUUUGAACCCACAGUCAUAGUCCUGCCUGUACCGGUGCCGAUGUAUGUCCCUUUGCCUAUGAACAUGUACAGCCAGUACACACCAAAGCCAGUGGGCCUGCCCUUACCGCUUCCUGUACCCAUUUUUCUCCCCGUGACGCCAGACAACGCUGACCCAACUGUGAAAUCCAUGAAGGAGAGCAUCCAGCCUGACCCUAUCAAGGGAGAGCUCAACUUAAAGUCUGAGAAGAAGAAAAUGCAAGAUAAGAGGAACGAGAGCGAAGACAGGCAAAAGGAGAGAGUGGUGACAAAAGAGGGACAAAGACAAGAAAUUCGCACUCCAAAGGAGCACACCAUUAACUAUAGUGACCUUGAUAAAGAUCGUGAGGCCACUCUGAACAGCCGGGAAGACUCGCACAACCAUGAAAAACCACCUCCCGUUUUAGAAGUGGGAAUGCCCGUUGAGCCUCAGCCUGAGAUCCUACCUCCUGCUCCUCCUCUUGCUCUGGAGAUGAGAGAGGACCCCCAGAGCCCACCUAACCCUGCACCGGCACCUCCUCUAGUACAACAACCUGUGGGGAAAGUCCACAACAAGAGAAGGCUGCAACAGUUUACCAAGGCGGCUAAAAAGAAGACAUCUCAAAGAGGCUUUUCCAAGACCGUGUCCAGGAAGCACCACAAACUGAAUAGCCAAAGUGGAAUUGACGCCUGGAAGAGAUGGGUACAAUGGAGGAAAUCACAAACCAACCUGGACCUUGUUUCCUCACAUGCCGUGACAUUAAAGGAGGAUGUUCUUCACUGCUCUGCUGCCGAGCUGAGCAGCGGCCUUUGUUGUUUCAUCACUGAGGUGAAACAACCCGAUGGAGAGCCGUACUCCCCUGACGGCCUGUUCUACCUCUGUCUCGGUAUACAAAAGUACCUGUUUGGGAACAGUCGUAUGGAGAACAUAUUCAGUGAUCAGAUGUACAACAAGUUUUCCACUGAGUUCACCAAGAUCCUGAAAGGUUUCAAACCCUCAAUCGCAGCCAGCGGUUACAUCCAUUCCCAUGUGGAGGAGGAGUUCCUGUGGGACUGUAAACAGUUGGGGGCGUACUCACCCAUUGUCCUCCUCAACAGUCUGCUCUUUUUCUGCUGCAAGUACUUUGGCUUCACCACGGUGGAGCAGCACCGCCAGCUGUCCUUCGCCCGCAUCGUGAACUGCAACAAAACCAACGAGAAUAACACCAAGACCACUUUCCUGCGCUUCUGCCGAUCAAUAUCAAUAAACGAGUCAGAUGCAGACGGCGUCCCAGCUAAGAAGCGUAAGAAACGUGAGAGUAAAGAGGAAGUGCUGGAGAUGACGGAGAACACGGAGAACUUUCUCCGCUGUCCAGUCAGACUCUACGAGUUCUACCUCUCCAAGUGCUCAGAGUCGGUGAAGCAGCGCACAGACUUGUUCUACCUUCAGCCAGAUCCUGGUUGUAUUCCCAGCAGCCGUCUGUGGUUCUCCUCCACCCCUCUGGACAACAGCACCAUGGAAGCCAUGCUUGUACGAAUCCUCGCCACCCGAGAGCUGCAGGGGGGAGGUGGAAGAGGUGUGGACCAGCAGGCGCCGGAUGAUGCGCUGUUUAUAUCUGAGGAGGAUUCAAAAUGAUGGCUGGCAGUUUUGUUGUUUUUGUUGAACUGUGUUUAAAUCUGGUUUAUCAUGUUGCAUUAAAAAAUUUAUAAAUUGUUCAGAGAAAUACAUUCCAUCAAACAGAAAUAUAGAAAUUAAGUCUCUCAAACUCACGUAAAAUGAGUUGAUCUACAAAUAAGACUCAGUUCAUCUGCAUGUUUUGAUGAAAUCGUGCAAGGUUAAAUGUUUUGUUAAAUACUGAACGCUCACAUCCAUGUUCUGUGAUUGCUUUAAUCUCUUACAUUAAAUAAACAGCCUUUAUUUACUUACAUUACACCCAUCUUAUUAAGAAAAUGAAGUAGCAUAACACUACAGAUAAGUCUAAAAUAUUUCUGUGAAAUCAUCCCUUGAUGUCUCAUCAACUUUAACAGAUGAAGAAAAAAGUUAACUGCUCAUAUAAACGGUUUGUCAAGUCUUUGGUUUGUUGAAUGUUGAUGCUUUCAGUUCUGACCUGAGAUUUAGUUAUUUUUUUAUUUUUGAUAAAUAAAAAUACUGAAAAGUAA